AUAUAAGAAGAAGAAGAAGCAGCAGUGUUGCAAUAAUAUUAAGAGGAAUGGUGCUGAUUCUGAAGAAGGUGCUGCUAAUUCUGAUGGUUGUGGUGGUGCCCUCUCCUUUCACAUAAUUAUUGAUAAUUUUUCCUUUCUCUCUGAUUCAUUCUUCUCUUUCUUUCUUUCUCUGAAAAGUAUCUAUCUCUCUCUCUAUCUCUGUUCUUCCUUUGUUGGGAUCUAUUAUAAUUUCUCUUGCUCUUUAUCUUUCUCAUUGAUUAGUCCGCCUCUGUCUUGGGUUUGUGACUUGUUGAGGGGCAUCUUUCAUCAAAGCUUGUUAUGUGCUAGCAGUGUUUAUUGUUCUUUCACCCUCCACAUUGCUUCAAUCUCUUCUCAAUAUAACUUCUCCAAUUUCCAUCACCCUAUACAUUAUUCCAUUCACAGCCUCUCCUCUCUUCUAUAUCAUCAUCAUCAACAAUUCGCAAUCUACAAUCUGCAAUGGCAGUUCAAGCUCAGUACCCUUCCAAUAUUCUAUUCCUUAACAGAAACGCACAAGAAGGGCAUGAUUAUUCAUUACAAGCGCAAGAAGGAUUGUACCUUGAUCAAUCCCACAUGCUAUUCAGCAAUGGUGUAGGAGGCAAUAGUACUAAUCAGCGCAAGAGAGGAAGAGAAACUUCAGUUGCCACUGAAAUCACAACUCCAAUGAUUCCCUUCUCUUUGCAACAGUCCCAACCUCCUCAACUCCACAAUCACAACCACAACCACCACCAAAACCACCCCAAUGUCGUUUCCACCGGCCUCCGAUUAUCUUUCGGAGACCAACAACAACAACAACAGCAACAGUUGCAACAACAUCAUCACAAUCAACAACAGCGGGAUUGUCACUCUGCUUCAUCUUUGUUCUCUGUUUGGUCGGAGGACUUUGCCUCCCAAAUUAAACAACAGAGGGAUGAAUUAGACCAGUUCCUUCAAACCCAGGGGGAACAACUACAGCGCACAUUAGCAGAGAAGCGGCAGCGGCACUACCGUGCGCUGCUGGGCGCCGCUGAGGAUUCUAUUUCCCGUAAAUUGCGAGAGAAAGAGGCAGAGGUCCAAAAGGCCACGCGCAGAAACGCUGAGUUAGAAGCACGCGCCGCCCAGCUCUGCGUGGAGGCCCAGAUAUGGCAGGCCAAGGCGCGUGCGCAAGAGACCACAGCCGCGUCGCUACAGGUUCAAAUCCAACAGGCCAAGGCAAUGAUGAGUGCCGGGUUCCAAGUGGCGGGUGAGCAGGAUAGCAGGAGGGUAGAUGAUGGGCUAACAUGCGCCGAAAAUCAGGCAGAGGACGCCGAGUCGGCGUACAUGGACCCGGAACGCGCCACCGCGUCGGGACCGAGUUGUAAAGCGUGUCGGAAGCGAGUGGCGUCGGUGGUGCUGUUGCCGUGUCGGCACCUAUGCCUCUGUACGGAGUGUGACCAGAUGGUUCAGUCCUGUCCAUUGUGCCUCACGUUGAGAAAUUCGAGUGUGGAAGUCUUUCUUUGCUAGGCCCAAGCCCAGAGCUAGGAGCCCAAGCCCGACGGUUUUACCAAUUUGAACAAAAAAAUAAAAGGAAAACAAAUAAUAUUGCCCGAUAAAUUUUUAUUUUUUUAUUUUUUUAAAUUUCUCCAUGAUUUUUUUGGUUCCCCUCUCUUGGAGUGAACUUACCAAGAGGUAAUGUACAUGGCCACGUGGGUAAGUGGCAUUGGUUCUUUAUUUCUCUUUUAUUAAAUUUUAUUCACACUAGCCUUUUUACAUGUACCUACACCCGUGUAAAAAUUCAUAAUUUUUUCUAUUAUUCUCGCACAGUUUUUGGGUAGUUUUACUUUUAGUUUUGUGUCUAAAUUACAAUAAUAUAUUUUAUACAUUAAAUUCAGUUUUGUGGAAGUUAAUAAAUU
Messenger RNA from Argentina anserina (silverweed cinquefoil), 1889 nucleotides. Its product is annotated as E3 ubiquitin-protein ligase BOI-like. Bases 478 to 1500 code for a protein of 340 amino acids. The record is from RefSeq and is a predicted model, not a curated record. The transcript has 4 exons. NCBI's taxonomy places the organism in Eukaryota, Viridiplantae, Streptophyta, Magnoliopsida, Rosales, Rosaceae. Gene Ontology annotation, molecular function: ubiquitin-protein transferase activity.